Pteropus alecto (black flying fox) is the source of this 4399-nucleotide messenger RNA. RefSeq names its product zinc finger SWIM-type containing 4 (gene ZSWIM4). Bases 186 to 3263 code for a protein of 1025 amino acids. NCBI's taxonomy places the organism in Eukaryota, Metazoa, Chordata, Mammalia, Chiroptera, Pteropodidae. The record is from RefSeq and is a predicted model, not a curated record. Gene Ontology annotation, molecular function: zinc ion binding. Gene Ontology annotation, cellular component: Cul2-RING ubiquitin ligase complex. The transcript has 14 exons.
GUGAUGCCGGGGCCGGGGCUGUGCGCAGCCGGGGCCGGCCCGAGGCGCUGCUGGACCUUAGCGCCAAGCGAGUGGCGGAGAGCUGGGCCUUCGAGCAGGUUGAGGAGCGGUUCUCUCGGGUGCCAGAGCCAGUCCAAAAGCGCAUUGUGUUCUGGUCAUUUCCACGCAGCGAACGGGAGAUAUGUAUGUACUCGUCGCUGGGCUACCAGCCCCCAGAAGGCGAGCAUGAUGCCCGGGUGCCUUUCACCCGUGGGUUGCACUUGCUGCAGAGUGGGGCUGUUGACCGCGUGCUCCAAGUAGGGUUUCAUCUGAGCGGUAACAUCCGGGAACCAGGAGGCCCUGGAGAGCCCGAGCGCCUCUACCAUGUCUCCAUCAGCUUUGACCGCUGCAAGAUCACAUCUGUGAGCUGUGGUUGUGACAAUAGAGACCUCUUCUACUGUGCCCACGUGGUGGCCCUGUCGCUGUACAGAAUUCGACAUGCCCGCCAGGUAGAGCUGCGGCUGCCCAUCUCUGAGACACUCUCCCAGAUGAACCGGGACCAGCUGCAGAAGUUCGUGCAGUACCUCAUCAGCGCACACCACACCGAGGUGCUGCCCACUGCCCAGCGCUUGGCAGACGAGAUCCUCCUCCUGGGCUCCGAGAUCAAUCUGGUGCACGGUGCCCCAGACCCCACAGCGGGUGCAGGCAUUGAGGACGCCAACUGUUGGCACCUGGACGAGGAGCAGAUCCAGGAGCAGGUGAAGCAGCUGCUGUCCAAUGGCGGCUACUACGGUGCCAGCCAGCAGCUGCGCUCCAUGUUUUGCAAGGUACGGGAGAUGCUGCGGAUGCGGGACUCCAAUGGGGCACGCAUGCUGAUCCUCAUGACCGAGCAGUUUCUGCAGGACCCACGCCUGGCCCUGUGGCGGCAGCAGGGCGCUGGCAUGACAGACAAGUGCCGGCAGCUGUGGGAUGAGCUGGGGGCCCUGUGGGUGUGCGUUGUCCUGAGCCCCCACUGCAAACCAGAGGAGCAGGCAAGCUGGCUCCAGCUGCUUGACAAGUGGGACAAGCUGGACGUGUGCCCACUGGAAGAAGGCAACUACUCUUUUGACGGGCCCAGCCUGCAGCCCACCAUGGCCCUCAGCCCAGGCCCGGAGGAGGAGGAGGUGGUGGCUGCAAGUUCCCGCCACACCGUGUUUGGCCGAGCCCUACAGGCUGGGUUGCUGCAUUGGAGUGACGCUCACCUGCAGAGGAUCCUGGCCAGUGACUGCUAUGGCCCCAGCCUCACAGGCCACAUGGGCAGCGACAAGCUGACGUUCGACCCCCAGGGCCGCCCCCUCUGGCUUGGGGAGCCAUUCCCCACUGCUUGUGCCCGUGUGGACACCCUGCGUGCUCAUGGAUACCCCCGCCAGGCCUUGAGGCUAGCAGGUGCCAUAAUCAACACACUUCGGCUACAGCGGCGGCACCAGCUUGAGAGCUACAAGCAACAGAAAAAAGAGCUGCUACAGAAGGGCUCUACCUGCAUCACCAACAUGGAAGGAUGGGUGGGCCACCCCUUGGACCCCAUUGGCUGCCUCUGUAGGGCUCUCCUGGAGGCCUGUCGCCUGGAGGAGGAGACCCUCGCCCUUUAUCCAGACUCAGGCUCCGAGAAGCGGAAGGCGGCCUACCAGCACGUGCUGGUGCCUGGGAGCCCUGGGGAGUCCUACUUGGCGCUGGCGCUGGAGGUGGCACUUCUGGGCCUGGGACAGCAGCGGGCCCUGCCCGAGGGGUUGUAUGCCCAGGACAAAGUGGUGCGGAAUGAGGAGCAGCUGCUGGCGCUGCUGGAAGAGGUGGAGCUGGACGAGCGGCUUGUGCAGGUGAUGCGCAAGCAGGCAGGGCUGCUUUUGGAAGGGGGUCCCUUCAGCGGCUUCGGUGAGGUGCUGUUCCGGGAGAGCGUGCCCAUGCACACCUGUGCCCGUUACCUGUUCACCGCACUGCUGCCCCACGACCCCGACCUGGCCUACCGCCUAGCAUUGCGAGCCAUGAGGCUGCCUGUACUGGAGACAGUGCUUCCAGCUGGAGAGCCUCACUCCAACCCAUUGGACUCCGUCAUGAGUAACCACUUCCCCCGCUGGUUCAUCCUGGGCCAUCUGGAGACCCGCCAGUGUGAGCUGGCCUCCGCCAUGCUGACUGCUGCCAAGGGAGACCCCAAGUGGCUGCAUGCAGUAUUGGGCUCCAUCCAGCAGAAUAUCCACUCUCCAGCCCUGCUCUUCAAGCUGGCGCAGGAUGCCUGCAAGACGGCCACCCCAGCCAGCGCACCACCAGACACCACCCUGCUGGGCAUUGCGCUGGAGCUGGGCCUGCAGGUGAUGCGGAUGACUCUGAGCACCAUGACCUGGCGGCGAAGGGAGAUGGUACGCUGGCUGGUCAGCUGUGCCACAGAGAUCGGCCCACAAGCCCUGAUGAACAUCAUGCAAAACUGGUACUCCUUAUUCACGCCAGUGGAAGCGGCUACCAUUGUGGCAGUGACAAGCACCACUCAUGCCACGCUGCUGCGGCUGCAGCUUGAUGCGCCCCGGCGGGAGGAGCUCUGGGCCUGCGCCCGCACCCUGGCCCUGCAGUGCGCCAUGAAAGACCCGCAGAACUGCGCCUUGCCCGCGCUCACCCUGUGUGAGAAGAACCAUGCAGCCUUCGAGGCGGCCUACCAGAUAGUGCUGGAUGCGGCUGCCGGUGGCCUGGGCCAUGCCCACCUCUUCACUGUGGCCCGCUACAUGGAGCACCGUGGCCUGCCACUGCGGGCCUACAAGCUGGCCACGCUGGCCCUGGCUCAGCUCAGCAUCGCCUUCAACCAGGACAGCCAUCCCGCUGUCAAUGAUGUGCUCUGGGCCUGCUCCCUCAGCCACUCCCUAGGCCGGCACGAGCUCUCUGCCAUUGUCCCGCUCAUCAUCCGGAGCAUCCACUGUGCCCCCAUGCUCUCUGACAUCCUGCGCCGCUGGACCCUCUCAGCGCCUGGCCUGGGUCCCCUAGGGGCCCGCCGGGCGGCCAAGCCAAUGGGCACUGACCGGGCGCCGCUCUGCCAACUCCUAGACGCUGCAGUGGCAGCCUACAUCAACACCAGCCACUCCCGCCUCACGCACAUCAGCCCACGGCACUACGGUGACUUCAUUGAGUUCCUGGGCAAGGCCCGUGAGACUUUCCUUCUGGCACCUGAUGGGCACCUUCAGUUUGCCCAGUUUUUAGAGAACCUCAAACAAACCUACAAAGGCAAGAAGAAGCUCAUGCUGUUGGUGCGGGAACGUUUUGGCUGAGGGGCAGCAGGCAGGUGGUGGGAGGGGUCCCCCAUUGCCCCUGCCUCUGUGGCACCCAUUCUGCAUCAGGGGCCUGGACUGGAGGCCCAUGUGACAUCUCAGUAUUAAGUCAGGGAAGAAGCCCAGCUGGAGCUAGGUGGUCUUGCUUGCUGUCCCCCCAACCCAGCUAGAUGUGGGGGAGUGGUGUCCUGUCACAUGCGUGCCUAGGAGUGUGUGAACGACUGCGAGAUGUGAGGAUCAGAAGCCAUACCACCACCCAGAGGACUGGAAAGGGGUGUGUGCUUGGGUAGCAGUUAUGACCCUGCCUUGUGUACCCCAAAAGCAAUAGGCAGACUACCCCUUCCCAAACUCACAGGCCUGAUGUGGGCUCCAGGAGAGCUGGGAGGCAGGACUUUCCCUAACCAGCUCUCAAAGUCAAUGUAGCAAACCCUCCUGGUGCCCCACUCUGGGUGCCCAUGGGACUUGUGUUAGGGUAUCUAAAUCUCCUUUCGUACCCUCCCUUCACUGCCUCAGGGGCCCCCUUCCACAGUCCUGUACCUGCUCCAGGCUGUCCAGCUGGGACCAAUGGUUCUCCCCCUACUGAAGGAUUUGAAGAGGCCUCAGGCCUUGGCCACAUACCUCACCCCCCACCUGGUCAGGACUCCCAUUCCUGUGGGUGCCAGGGUCUCGGGGCAGGCUGGGGGGGCCAUUGCUGUCCCUUCCCCCUACCUGCUAGUCACUGGACAUACAACUCAGGAACCGAGCCAGGCUCACGCUGUCCUCCAAACCCGGUGUCAGGGGAGACAAGCACAAGUGAGCCAGGGACCCACGUCCCCAAUCUGGAAAGGAAAGAGGCUGGCAUGUGGGCAUUUUCUGGCUCUGUCUUGUCUCUCCCUUUCUCCUCCUCCUCCCUGCUCUGCCCCUUCACCUUACUCUCCCUUUCCACGUUUCUCUCAAUUUAACCUGCUUUCCUAUUCGCAUCUCUUAAGUCUCAGCUGCUGUCUCUUUGGCCUCCCCACCCCCACAUCCCUCUAUCUUUUCCCUUCUUGUGAUUAAGGACAAAAGAUCACAUCAUUUUGUAACUUUUUUUUUCUAUUUAUUGAACCGUAUAUUGUAUUUCCUUUUUCCUUUUGGUUUUUUAAAGCAUGAACACAGCU